Messenger RNA from Anolis carolinensis (green anole), 6606 nucleotides. It is a transcript of the gene ppp1r13l, whose product is annotated as protein phosphatase 1 regulatory subunit 13 like. The record is from RefSeq and is a predicted model, not a curated record. Gene Ontology annotation, molecular function: transcription factor binding. Gene Ontology annotation, biological process: regulation of transcription by RNA polymerase II; positive regulation of cell differentiation. The transcript has 13 exons. The coding region runs from base 1289 to 4363 and encodes 1024 amino acids. NCBI's taxonomy places the organism in Eukaryota, Metazoa, Chordata, Lepidosauria, Squamata, Anolidae.
GGGUUUGGUACAGAAAUGAAAAAAAGAAAGAAAGAAAGAAAGAAAGAAAGCGGUGCCUUUGCAUUCCAAAGCCAUGUGUCACACAGGGGAGCGGCGCAGAGGCUGCUGGGACUUGUAGUUUUCUCUCCUGUGGGAUAAAGGUGUGUCUCCCAAAUGCCUCUCCUUGCGAUGGCUUAUCUGAGAAAAUGGGAAUUGUAAUCCAAGUUUGGGGAACGAUGGGAAGUGUAGUCCAACUCUGAGAAUGAUGGGAGUUGUAGUUCAAGUCUGGGAAUGAUGGGAAGUGUAGUCGAUGUAUGGGAACGAUGGGAAUUGUAAUCCAAGUCUGGGAGUGAUGGGAAUUGUAGUCUGAGUUUGGGGGAUGAUGGGAAGUGUAGUCCAAGUCGGGAAAUGAUGGGAAGUGUAGUCCAAGUAUGGGAGUGAUGGAAAUUGUAGCCCAAGUUUGGGGGAUGAUGGGAAGUGUAGUCUAAGUCUGGGAAUGAUGGGAAUUGUAGUCCAAGUCUGGAAAUGAUGGGAAUUGUAAUCCAAGUCUGGGAGUGAUGGGAAUUGUAGUCUGAGUUUGGGGAAUGAUGGGAAGUGUAAUCCAAGUCUGUGAAUGAUGGGAAUUGUAAUCCAAAUCUGGGAGUGAUGGGAAUUGUAAUCCAAAUCUGGGAGUGAUGGGAAUUGUAGUCCAAUUCUGGGAAUGAUGGGAACUGUAUUCCAAGUCUGGGAAUGAUGGGAAAUGUAGUACAAGUCUGGGAAUGAUGGGAAAUGUAGUACAAGUCUGGGAAUGAUGGGAAUUGUAGUCAGAGUUUGGGGAAUGAUGGGAAGUGUAUUCCAAGUCUGGGAAUGAUGGGAAUUGUAGUCCAAGUCUGGGAGUGAUGGGAAUUGUAGUCUGAGUUUGGGGAAUGAUGGGAAGUGUAGUCCAAUUCUGGGAAUGAUGGGAACUUAUUCCAAGUCUGGGAAUGAUGGGAAUUGUAGUCCAAGUCUGGGAGUGAUGGGAAUUGUAGUCAGAGUUUGGGGAAUGAUGGGAAGUGUAGUCCACGUCUGGAAAUGAUGGGAAUUGUAGUCCAAGUCUGGGAAUGAGGGGAAUUGUAGUCUGAGUUUGGGGAAUGAUAGGAAGUAUAGUCCAAGUCUGGGAGUGAUGGGAAUUGUAGUCCGAGUUUGGGGAAUGAUGGGAAGUGUAGUCGAAGUCUGGGAAUGAUGGGAAGUGUAGUCGAAGUCUGGGAAUGAUGGGAAGUGUAGUCAAAAUCUGGGAAUUGUAGUCCACGUCUGGAAAUGAUGGGAAUUGUAGUCCAAGUCUGGGAGCAUUAUGGGAACUAUAGUCCAGGUGUGGGGUGAUGGGAGUUGUAGUCCCUUCCUUGAUCCUUUCCCAGGCUGUUGGUUUGGAGCAGGGGGUCCCAUUGAUGCUUUUUCCCCCGUGGGGAUGAUGGGGUGGGUAGUCCCCAAAAGGCGUGCUCUUAGGACAGGCAGGGGCAAAGAAGGCAGGCAGGCAGCCAGGCGCUCUGCCCAUGCUCAGGAACCCUGGAGGCGCCUCUUCUUGGCGGAGGGAAGAGAGGAAUGUGGGAAGGAGGGAAGAAGAAGAGAGGGAGGAGGAAGAGGAGGGACUACCUGUGGCCUUGCGACAGAAGAGGGAGGGAGGGAAGGAAGGAAAGAAGGAAGGAAGGAGAAAAAGAAGAAGGAAGGAAAGAAGGGCGAAACCUGGUCGGAGAAGGAGAAGGAGAAGGAGGAAAAGAAGAAGAAGAAGGAGCCCAGCAGGUCGCUGCCGGACGCCGGACGCCGGUGGCUGACGGCGCUGGACUCCCGGGCGGCCGCCAUGGCCAGCGAAGAGGCCGCCAGCAUCCAGGACUUCCUGGACCGCAGCUUCCAAUCCGUGGCUUCAAGGCACAUGGACCUCAAGCAACGGGAGGUGGACACGGCGGCGGCCAAAGUGGACGAGCUCUCGAAGCAACUGGAGUCUCUCUGGACGGACAACCCCAGUCCCGCGGCCACUCUGGCUAAGGCGAAGGAGCGUUUCAGCCUGGGCAGCGUCCCUUUCCACGAGGUCUUGCUGAAGUCGGACCCCCCGCUGCCUUCCUCCCCCCGGAAAAGCGCUUCCUGGGAGGCUGCCAAGAGCAACUACAUCCCGUUUGCCUUUGCCGGCGGCGAGGGUCCGCAGAGCGCUCCUUUCUACGGCUCCGCGCCCAACAAGCCUUCCUUGGGCCGACCCGUCUCUCCGCGGCCGUCCUUCUUCCUGCAGCCGGAGCUGGACCGCAGCCCGCUCUCCCCGGCCGCUCCGCCCGCGAGGCCCAAAGUGAUGCCCGUCCCGUACGAGCCCCCCGUGGUCCACGCCUCCUCCCCGCGCUCCCUCCGCCCGGAGCGCCAGUACGACUACAAGCCCUACGGGUCCCUGGGGCGGGAGGGCUCUCCGCGGAUGCCGGCGGCCGAAGCGUCCGGAGCCCCGCAGGCCUUCUUCCCAGACCGGGUGCCCUCCCCGAGGCCCCCGCUGCCGCCCCCGUACGAAAGCCACAACCUGUACCCUUCGGCGCCCAGCAACUUCGCACCGUUCCGGGCUCAAGAUGACCUGGCGCUCCGUCGGAGAGGGACCAAAGGCUGGAACGAAUCCGACCUGGACGUGGCCUAUGAGAAGAAGUCUGUCCACUCUGUUGGUUACGACCGAGGUGACUCUCUCCUCGGACUCCGCCAGAACAGCCCGGGCUUGUCGCUCGCUCCUUGGCGGGAAUCGAGUUUGGACGGGAGCCUUGGGCAAAGCAAGGAGGGUCUUUUUGGAACACACAGCGCAACGUUGCCGCGCAACUACAAGGUCGGUCCGCCAGCAUCCGAGAGACGCCCAGAGGCCUCUUCGUCCUUCCGCCGCUCUCUGCCGGCCAACCCCGCCGGGACGUUGCCACGCAACUGGCAGCCAGUCUCACGCAUCCCCAUGCCGCCCCCGGGACCCCCGCCGGGGCUCCCCCAGCGCCACAAGCCCCUGCCGCUCUCCAUGAUCUUCCGCCUGCAGAACGCCUUCUGGGAAUACGGCAACACCGGAAAGAAGUUCCCUCUGGGGCCGGCGGCGGGCUCCCCGCUUCUCCUCCGCUCGCUGCAAAAGCAGGUCCUUCCGCAGGCCUUUGCCCCUGGACAGCACUCCACUCGGAUAGCCCCACCACCUGCAAACGAAGGAACGAGGGCCGCCGUCCCUGUGGCCGAACCCGUCCGCAAUGUGCCCAUCACCUUGACCGAGCCGGACCCCGAACUGGAGGGUCUGCUCCUCCUUCCGGGGGGCGAGGCUUCAGAGAUGGAGGCCCUGGCCCGGCCCUUGAGCCCCACGCGGCUGCAGCCGGUCCUGCCCCCGGAGGCCCAGAAGGUGCCCGAGUUCGAGGAGGUGGCCCGCGUCCUGGCCGAGAUGCCCCGGCCCCUCAAGCGCCGCGGCUCCAUGGAGCAGAGCCCCGGCCCGGCCCUCCCGCCCACACACAAGAAGCAGUACCAGCAGAUCAUCAGCCGCCUCUUCCACCACCAGCAACAACCGCCGCGCAAAGAGGAGCCCGGCGUCCCGGCCGGAGAGGCCGAACUCCCGCCCAUCAGCGAAGCCGCCGAGCAGAAGGCACCGGCCACGGCCACGGCGUUGGGGUCAUCUCCUGCUCCGGCCACACCGACCAUCGCUCCGGCGUCUCCUCUUUCUCCUCCUCCUCCGCCGGAUAGUCCCGUCGCUCUCACACCGCUGCCCAGUCCGGAGAAGCGCUCCGUCUUGCGCAAGGUCUCCUCUCCACGGAAGCGGCUGCUGAAGAAGGCCCGGCUCAACCCCUUGGUCCUGCUUCUGGACGCGGCCCUGACCGGCGAGCUGGACGUGGUCAAGGAGGCGGUCAAGGAGCUGAACGAUCCAAGCCAGCCCAACGACGAGGGCAUCACCGCCCUGCACAACGCCAUUUGCGGCGCCAACUACAACAUUGUGGACUUUCUCAUCAACAUCGGGGCCAACGUCAACUCCCCGGAUAGCCAUGGAUGGACCCCCUUGCAUUGCGCAGCGUCCUGCAACGACACGGCCAUCUGCAUCGCCCUGGUCAAGCACGGCGCGGCCAUCUUUGCCACCACCUUCAGCGACGGGAGCAUGGCCAUUGAGAAGUGCGACCCCUACCGCGAAGGGUACAACGAGUGCUUCAGCUACCUGGCAGACGUGGAGCAGAGCAUGGGGCUGAUGAACAACGGGGCCGUGUACGCCUUGUGGGACUACAGUGCCGAGUUCAAGGACGAGCUCUCCUUCCGCGAGGGCGAGCCGGUGACCGUCCUGCGGCGAGACGGGGCGGAGGAGACCGACUGGUGGUGGGCCUCCCUCUACGGACAGGAGGGAUACGUGCCCAAGAACUACUUCGGGCUCUUUCCUCGGGUGAGACCUCAGCCAAGAAUGGGAUGAAGUUUCUAUAGCAUUGACAUCCAGAACAGAAGCCGAAAAGUAUAUAUAUCUGGACCUGGAAAAAUAUGGGGGAAAGGACACCUUUUUGGCCCCGAUCCCAACGAAGAAACCUGCAAGAAGCAAGGACUUUUCCCUCUGUUUUGGCUCCUCCUAAAACCUCUUUAUGACUGGAAGAACAUGAAUGAGAGACGACAGUGGAGCCGGACUCACCCCAUGUCCGUCAUAUUAUUAUUAUUAUUAUUAUUAUUAUUAUUAUUAUUAUUAUUAUUAUUGUUAUUAUUAGAGAACGUUGAAUGUAGCUGCCCCUUCCAUUAGAACCAAUGCUGUUUGGCAGUGGAAUCUCUCCUUCUCUGGAGGUUUUGAAGCAGAGGCUGGAUGGUUAUCUGUCGGGAGGAGUCAGAUUGUGUUUUCCUGUCUAGUAAAAAGGAGUUCAUUUGGAUGAUCCUCAGGUAUCUCUUCCAGCUCUUUAUCAUUCCAGGAUUCAAUCAAAUGAAUAACUAUUUGAUCCAAUUGCUUUAUGGGAGAACUGGGUCAGACUAGAUGGUCUUUAGGGUCCCCUUAUAAUAUGUGAUCCUAUGCUUCUAAGUGCAGAUAGACUAAAAAACAUUAGUGGGAAAGGGGAUGCACUGGUCUCUCGGAUUGGCCACAUUUCUAUGAUUCUAUCUUGCUCUUUAAUCAAAGGCUGGAUGGCCAUCUGUCGGGAGGGAUCGGAUUGUGCCUUCCUGCCUAGCAAAAAGGGGUUGAACUGGAUGCCCCUCCGGCUCUAAUCAUUCUAGGAUUCACUCAAAUAAAUAACCAAUUUGAUCCAACUGCUUUAUGGGAGAAAGGGGUUGGACGAUGGCCUUUGGGGAUCCCUUCUGUAAAGGUGCAAACCACCAAAGACUCAGGGAGGAGACCUUUUACUUUAACUUGGUUUAAAAUAUAUGCGACAGAGGCUUAGAUGUUGGAAGAACAAUAACAAGUUUAUUCAGGCACAAAGCUUAGUGGUUACAAUGUUGUUUCUCACGUAGAGGUAUUCUUAUUAACAGUUACAAUACUAGAAUGAGAUGAAUCAACUCUCUAAAGUAUCACUUCUUUUACUUAAAGUAGUUAAAACCUAUUCCUCUGCUCCUUUCUGUUACUUCAAAACUUGGACUAUCCAGUGACUUCAAACCACAGUCACCCGUGUGAUAUACUAUCACAGAUUCUCUGUGCCUUACCAGGACACAGACUACAUUAAAUAAGUCACCAAACUUAUUUAAAACUGACUCAAAAUGAACAAUUGAGUCUCCCUGAUCCCAUCAACCUGGAAUCAAUCUUCCCUGUGCCUCAUCAGAGCACAGACUGACUCUUUUUUUUAAACUCUGCACUUCUUCAACUAAAGGGCAGUUGGCUCCUCCUACUUCUCCAUGGCAACCAGCCUCUGAGUGCUGAGAUGCAAUAACUGUAAUACUUACCCUUUUAAAACAUAAACACACAAUUAAACAUAACAUCUGUAAACCAAAAUUCGUACUUCAUUACACCUUCUAACGUAUGAUCCUAUGCUUCUAAGUGCAGCUAGCUAUUCCAUUGACUCAAAAGCAUUAGUGGUUAGCCAUAGAAAAAGGAUACAUUAGUCUCUCAGAUGGUUACAUUUCUAUGAUACUAUCUUGCUCUUAAGCAAAGACUGGAUGGCCAUCUGUCAGGAGGGAUCAGAUUGUGCCUUCCCACCUAGCAGAGGUUGAACUGCAUUGGGAAAUGUAAAAUAAUCCCUUGGACGGACAAUAAUUUUGUAUCCUGCCUUAAUGUACAUAGCAGCGGAAAUCAGUGAUAGGUCAAGCUCAAUGGGCAGUGCAUCUAUACUGUGGAAUUAACGCAGUUUGAAACCAUUUUAACUUCCAUGGCUCAUUGCUGUAGAAUCCUGGGAGCCGUCGUUUCCCAAGGUCUUCUGCCUUCUCUGUAAAAAAAUAAUGCAAACUAUAGCUCCCAGGAUUCCAUCACACUGAGCCAUGGAAGUUAAAGUGGGAUCAAACUGUGUUAAUUCUACAGUGUAGGUGCACCCUGUUUCUCAUUAAACUGGAGCCAGAGUUGGCGUUUUUUAGGGGAUUUAAAGGGUAUUUUAUGAAUUUUUUAAAUGUUUCUUUUAGGUACAGAGACAGUGUUGUCUGUAUAGUUAGCGCUUCCUUGUCCAUGAUUUUUGUUGUAUUUUUGGGGAGGAAAUCCUCCUUUCGAGUGUAUUGCCAAACUGUAGCAAUAACUAUUAAAGUCAAACUUAUAAAAAUGAA